AUGAUCGUCUCUCUUCUUACGUCGAUGUUCGAUGUCGUUCGAUUUGUCUCAGGCUUCACCGCCAAAAACGCGAGUAUUGAACACCUCAAUUGGAGCUACAUUCAGCGACGUGGCAAGAAUGAGACGGACACGGACGUAGUUGUGUUUCUGCACGGCUUUAGUUCCUCGAAGGAGUCUUGGCUUCGUGUGGCCCGCGGUAUUGACAAGCGUUACAAGAUUGUCAUUCCCGAUUUGCCAGGUCAAGGACGAACAACACCCAUUGAUAUACUGGCCGACUACUCAAUGCCAAGUCAGGCCAAGAGGCUACACGACUUUCUCGAAAAGGAGGUGCCUGCUGACAAAAAGAUCCAUCUUGUAGGCUGCUCCAUGGGUGGCAUGCUUGCUGGAGUGUACGCUGGCUUAUAUCCGAAGCGUGUCAAGUCGCUAACUAUGGUGUGUCCAGCAGGCAUUUCCAUGCCCUCAAGGAGCGCGUUGCUGAAGAUGCUCAAUGAAUCUGGACGAAAUCUUCUUCUGGCUCAUACAGUUGAAGAUCUUGAUGAGAUGAACAAAUAUUUGAGUUACGAACCACCCAAAAUUUCGAAAUUGGUGCUGAAUAUUCUUGCAUCAGAACGAGAGAAACAAUUACCAGUGCUACAAAAGAUUAUUCGUGACUCCCUGGAGAAUCCGACGGUUUUAGAGGAUUUGCUGCCUGCUAUUCGAGCAAGGAUGUUAGUAAUGUGGGGCAAACAUGACCAAGUUUUGGACGUUUCAUCGGUAGACGUGCUGAAAAAAAAAUGGUCUCCGGAGGCCCAAGGACAAGUAGUGCUUUUUGACGAUUGUGGUCACAUUUUACAUCAUGAAAAGUAUGUUGAAUGCACAGCUGCUAUUAACAAGUUUUUGUCGGAUUGUGAAAAAGUUUAG
Plasmopara halstedii is the source of this 900-nucleotide messenger RNA. Its product is annotated as serine protease family. The record is from RefSeq and is a predicted model, not a curated record. Bases 1 to 900 code for a protein of 299 amino acids. The transcript has a single exon. NCBI's taxonomy places the organism in Eukaryota, Oomycota, Peronosporomycetes, Peronosporales, Peronosporaceae.